Marmota flaviventris (yellow-bellied marmot) is the source of this 1120-nucleotide messenger RNA. The record is from RefSeq and is a predicted model, not a curated record. NCBI's taxonomy places the organism in Eukaryota, Metazoa, Chordata, Mammalia, Rodentia, Sciuridae.
GAGAGGGUUAAAACCCACUUUUGGGUCCCUCUUCCUUCGGAAGUGCCACUCACCGGAUGGCCUGAACCCAUUUUCUCGAUCGCCAGAACUCCAUCCACCACCCGCCUUCAAUUGCUCUGGCUCCGGCCAGGACGAGAGCUUCGCCUGUCAGGAUUCGGUGACGACAAAUCUCUGCAGCUCAAACCUGCCACUAAGAUAAGUGACACAGGUGACCUAAAAAGAGGGAAACGCUGCAAUAAAGUAGGACAUGUGAAUGGCGAAGGAAGCAACGGAAGUGGAGACUGCCGCUUUUUGAGAGGGAGCUUGGGAGAAAACAAGCAAAAGGGUCACACUGGACCACAAACAUGUAUGCUUUAUACAAUACAUAACACAUAUGAUGACAUUGAAAAUAAAGUGGUUGCAGACCUAGGAUGUGGUUGUGGAGUGCUUAGCAUCGGAACUGCAAUGUUAGGAGCAGGGUUGUGUGUUGGAUUUGACAUAGAUGAAGAUGCAUUGGAAAUAUUUAAUAGGAAUGUGGAAGAGUUUGAGUUAACAAAUGUGGAUAUAAUUCAAUGUGAUGUAUGCUCAUUAUCCAACAGAAUGUCUAAGUCUUUUGAUACAGUAAUAAUGAAUCCUCCGUUUGGGACCAAAAAUAAUAAAGGAACAGAUAUGGCUUUUCUAAAGACUGCUUUGGAAAUGGCAAGAACAGCAGUAUAUUCUUUACACAAAUCUUCAACUAGAGAGCAUGUUCAAAAGAAAGCUGCAGAAUGGAAAAUCAAGAUAGAUAUCAUUGCAGAACUUCGAUAUGACCUGCCAGCACUAUACAACUUUCAUAAAAAGAAAUCAGUGGACAUUGAAGUGGACCUAAUUCGGUUUUCUUUUUAGAAGCCUCCAAAGACAAAAAGCAGCUUAAAACCUAACUACAAUGAAUUAAAAAAAAAAAAAAAAAAAAUGUAUUUACUAAAUUACUGGUCUCCGGCACCAUUUUCUGUUUUCUGUUGCUUUGAUGCAGGCUCUUCUUUGUCUGUCUCUUCUCUUGCUCUUUUCACUGUUCCUAAAUAAUUAAAAGAAAUUUUUAAUAAAUUCAACUGCUCUGUUUUAAUGCUGAGCAUAAUUAUUAAUAAAAUGUCCUAGCCUAUUU